AUGAAUGCAUCAGCUAUACUCUCCGAGUUCGACAAGCUUGUCAACUCCGGCGUCGUGAUAUACAACGAUGAGCAAGAAAUAAUUGAGUACACCGAUGGAGAGCUCAAGUUUCAAUUCUGUCUCACAUCUGCUCUCGCCAAAAAGCCAACCAUCCAGAUGUCGUCCCCGGAGAGUGAUAAGAAGAACGAACCACAACCUCAAAAGAUAGAAGGAAGCGAUAUUAGCAUCACUGGCUUCGAGAUUGGCGAGGCUAGCAGCACUCACUUUCUAGUAGCCAAUAAAUUCUGCUGGGCUAGACCUCAUCUCAUGCUGGUAACUUCUGACGGAUACCAAAGGCAAUAUGAAGCGCUAAGUCUGAGUGAUAUCAAAUCGGUGUGGCAUAUUCUGUCUACCAUGGAUAACGACUAUGUUGCCUUCUAUAACUGCGGCCAGGAUGGAGGGUGCAGCAGGUUGCACAAACACUUGCAACUAAUACCAACACCAAAGAACAUCUUUGCAUCAUUCCUCGAUCUUGAGGACGCUGAAGAACCCAAUGUACCCUUUCAGUGGUUUUAUCGCCGCUUGGACCCUCAAAAUACUACGCCAGUUACUUUACUGAAGGUCUACAAUAGCCUUUUGGACGAAGCAACAAAGGUAGGGAGACACCGGGCUGAGCAUGCCUCUAUUGCUUUGCCCGAUGCUGCUUGUCCGCACAAUUUCAUUCUCACAAAGCGUUGGAUGAUAGUGCUACCAAGGCGCCGAGCUGGGAUCAACAAAGAGGCCGGAGCCAAUGCAAUUGGUAUGCUGGGCUAUAUAGUUGUUGCUACUCAGCGCGAAAUCGAUAAUUGGAUACGCUUGGGAUUAACGGGCUCGCUGGGUGAGCUUGGAGUACCCAAAUGA
Molecule: messenger RNA, 879 nt
Organism: Penicillium angulare
Lineage: Eukaryota; Fungi; Ascomycota; Eurotiomycetes; Eurotiales; Aspergillaceae
Exons: 2
Coding region: 1-879 (292 amino acids)
Biological process (GO): nucleotide metabolic process
Molecular function (GO): ATP:ADP adenylyltransferase activity; ATP binding
Source: RefSeq, a predicted model, not a curated record